GAUGCGACGGAAGUCCUUACUCCACAAGCAGCUGUCCUUGAAUGCACUGGGGAAACAUGUUACACAACUAAAAAUUACAUCAAUUCAAUGCUCUUUUGGCAUUAUUGAACAAACUAUUCAUACCGGAGUAGUGAUAUAAACAUUCAUGAGUUGAUCAGGCUGUUGAUUAUGGCCUGGGGAAUGUUGUCCCACUCCUCUUCAAUGUCUGUACGAAGUUUCUGGAUAUUGGCAGGAAUUGGAACGCGCUGUCAUACACGUCGAUCCAGAGGAUCCCAAACACACUCGAUGGGUGACAUGUCUGUAAAUUUCCCCUAGCCCAGCGAUGUCAGCCCCUAACUCGAACCAGAGAAAAGCGUGCUGGGGCGCUAGGGACGAGCUGUGGAAGUGCCUUGAUGAUAACCAGGACACUGCCUCCUCCUGUGAGAAGUUCCAGAAAGAGUUUGAGGCGAGCUGUCCUGCUCAGUGGGUGAAAUACUUCACCAAGAGGAGAGACUUCUUGAAGUAUAAGGAGAAGAUGCAGACGGAGGGCUUUGAGCCUGCUGACGGGCCUAAGGAGUCACAGUCCUAGCCAGUAGCCACUGGUCAGAAGACUGAGAGGAGGGCUUCCAGGGGCCUCCUGGUUGAGGAUGGACAGCAGUGGACUGUCACUGGACACUAGAGCACAAUCCUGCUAUGCCUCCCAGGGACGACAGCUGCUGGAGGUCAGUGACCUCACACCUGGACCUGAACACUCCGAGGUAGAUGUCACCUACGGGCCGCGGUAAAAUUCUCAAGCUUCUCCCCAAGUGUGCACUUAACUUGGUCACUCCUUGCCUCAGACUAGUGACCAUACCUACGUCACACAGGGACAGGUGUGUGGUGACGUAACCACGGCGAGCGCUGUGGGAAGCGCACCCCUCACAGUCACUGACAUGGUUCUACGGCCUUUCUCUGCAUCUCUGCUCUCUCAAUACAACGUCAAGUGGUUGUAUGUGGUGUGACAAUGCUUUUAUUUGACAUAAUAUCAACCGAACAAAUCAACUUCUCCGUAACAGUCUAACCACCGAAUCAUUUCUUAUUCAUGCUAUUGUCAAAGAUGGAUGCAGAUAGUCUUUAUUUCUGAAUAGACCGGGACAGUAUGUGUGUGUGAUUUGUUGUGUUAAAUAAAGAUGAGUCAUGAGUUCA
This is a messenger RNA of Salmo salar (Atlantic salmon), 1164 nucleotides long. RefSeq names its product cytochrome c oxidase assembly factor 6 (gene coa6). Lineage: Eukaryota; Metazoa; Chordata; Actinopteri; Salmoniformes; Salmonidae. The record is from RefSeq and is a predicted model, not a curated record. Gene Ontology annotation, biological process: respiratory chain complex IV assembly; mitochondrial ATP synthesis coupled electron transport. Gene Ontology annotation, cellular component: mitochondrion.